Zingiber officinale is the source of this 417-nucleotide messenger RNA. Its product is annotated as 14 kDa proline-rich protein DC2.15-like. Bases 1 to 417 code for a protein of 138 amino acids. The record is from RefSeq and is a predicted model, not a curated record. The transcript has a single exon. Lineage: Eukaryota; Viridiplantae; Streptophyta; Magnoliopsida; Zingiberales; Zingiberaceae.
AUGAGGCUUUCAGUAGCAUUCCAGCUUGCUCUCUUUCUUACUCUCAACCUGAUCACCUUGUUCAGCCUCGUCGCCCCCUGCGGCGACUGCUGCCCGAAGCCGCACAAGUGCCACCCCAAGCCGCCUAAGCCCGGGCCGCCGGCGCCUCCUGCGGAGGCGAAGUGCCCGAGGGACGCGCUGAAACUGGGGGUGUGCGCCAACGUGCUAAGCGGCCUGCUGAACGUAACGCUGGGCACGCCGCCCAAGGAGCCCUGCUGCCCGUUGCUGCAGGGGCUGGCCGACCUGGAAGCCGCGGUCUGCCUCUGCACCGCGCUCAAGGGCAACAUCCUCGGCCUCAACCUCAACCUCCCCAUCAGCCUCAGACUCCUCGUCAACUACUGCGGGAAGAAGGUCCCCACCGGCUUCCUCUGCUACUAA